AUGUAGCACCAGGAGGUUUUCUUCGCAAGGCAGAGGUCUCAUCGGUCUCAUCCAUAAAAUCUUACAAAACGCAAGAAAUUAAUUGCGAUUAUUUUACAAAAGUAGUGCUAAAAUAACGAACUGCACUAUGGCUGAUCCUGAAGAAGUAAAUGGUGUCGAUGAUUCCGCCGACAAGAAACAGAAAAAAGCUUCGAAACACGAUAGCGGAGCGGCGGAUUUGGAACGAGUGACCGACUAUGCUGAAGAGAAGGAAAUCACAUCCAAGGAGAUUACCGAUGCGGCUAAUAUGUUCGAAGAAAAACGAAAUAAGGAAAAUGAAGAAAAGCUAGCCAAAGAACGAGAACUGCAAAAAGUCCACGUGAGAAAAGAGGACAUUGAGCUAAUAAUUAGAGAAAUGGAAAUCAGCCGGUCGAAAGCAGAGGAAACCUUGCGGGUACACAUGGGGGACGUCGUGUCCGCCCUGGAAGCACUCACCAACUAGCGAACUGAUUGUAACAACAGGUAGUGCAACGUGACAUGCAAGGAUCAGAUCAAUCAGCUACCGACCAGGUACUCAUGGGCAAUGAUUUUUUUGUUUAAUUGUAUAGUAGAUUACAAUUGUGGCGCUUAUCGAUAAUAGAUGCAAGCCGAUGCCGUAACUACAUCCGCUGA
Molecule: messenger RNA, 651 nt
Organism: Sabethes cyaneus
Lineage: Eukaryota; Metazoa; Arthropoda; Insecta; Diptera; Culicidae
Product: huntingtin-interacting protein K
Exons: 3
Coding region: 128-481 (117 amino acids)
Biological process (GO): protein stabilization; negative regulation of apoptotic process
Source: RefSeq, a predicted model, not a curated record